Molecule: messenger RNA, 1023 nt
Organism: Naegleria gruberi
Lineage: Eukaryota; Heterolobosea; Eutetramitea; Acrasida; Naegleriidae
Product: GCN5-related N-acetyltransferase
Exons: 1
Coding region: 1-1023 (340 amino acids)
Molecular function (GO): acyltransferase activity, transferring groups other than amino-acyl groups
Source: RefSeq, a predicted model, not a curated record
AUGUUUUUCACUGAUACGACACAAUUCUUCCUCUCUGCAAGUGCCUAUCUCACUCGCUAUCCAUCAGAAAAUAACUUGCAACUUGGCAUUUCAAAAUCCAUGAUGGAUUCUCCGAGCAGAUAUCCUCUUCAUGAGAGAUUGCUCAUGAUUGUGAAGGAUAGUAAUACUAAUAUUCAAAUGGUUGCAAUUUGGACCCCACCACACUUUAUGACUCUGAGUUUUCAAAUCAUUACUGAACAAAGUACAGAGUUGAGACAUGCUAUUUUGAAGGGACUCACUAACAUUCUAUUUACACAAGAUUUUACAUCUCUUAGAAUUGAAAAUUCUAGUAAAGAUUUGUCUUUUGAUGAUCUUGAGGGAAUUAUUAGAAAACUUGGAAGAAAGUUGACAGGAGUUUUAUCUGAUGAGGAAGAAUGCUUGGUAUUAUGUAAGGAAUAUGUGAAUUUAUUCAAAGAUUCAAGCAAAGCUCCAACAUACCAAGUCACCGAUAGAAUGAUUUCAUAUGCACUCUCACGAGACAAUUUAGUACUUCCAAAAACAGAGACAGAAUAUGAAGUCAAAAUUUUGGACACUUCCAAUAGUGAACUAGUUAAGAUUUACACUGGAAUGAUCCAAAAAUUCUGGAAAUAUUGUUUUCCAAACAGAGAUCAACUCAGUGAAGAAUUCAUUUUGGAAAAUAUUCUCAUGAAACCUUCACAAUCAGAGUACAGUUUUUACAUUACUCGCAAAGGAGACUCAAAAGUUUUGGCCACCACUAUUGCAACACCAAUUCCAAAAGCUUGCAGAUAUUCCUACGUUUGGACUGAGGAAGAAUAUAGAGGAAAAGGUAUUGCUUCCUUCAUGAUUCAAUCCAUUUCCAAACAUUUAUUCGAAAAGAAGGAUUCUUUGAGUGGAGAAUUAAUGUUUGAUAAGAUUUUCCUCUUUGCUGAUGCCACAAAUCCAACUUCAAAUGGCGUCUAUGUGAGAAGUGGAUUCAAACCAGAAAGAGAAUUGGCAGAGUGUGCUUUGAACUAUCAUGAAUAA